This is a messenger RNA of Trichoderma asperellum CBS 433.97, 1038 nucleotides long. RefSeq lists its product as uncharacterized. NCBI's taxonomy places the organism in Eukaryota, Fungi, Ascomycota, Sordariomycetes, Hypocreales, Hypocreaceae. The record is from RefSeq and is a predicted model, not a curated record.
AUGGCGGCCUACUGCCUCAGCUUGAUUGUAUUCUUGGCCAUUCUGUCAUUGGUGGCUGCAGAAGCACUCCCCCUUAACUCUAUUCCUGCCAUGUGUGCCACCAUCUGCGGACCAAUUGUCGAGCUGAGUUCGAUGUGCAGUCCAAAAAGAUCUUUAGGGAGUCUCGAAAGUGAUUUGAAUGAGGAAGCACAUCAUCCAAAGCGGGCCGAGUGCCUCGAUGGCGAGCGAAUCGAACGGAUCGAGAAGCAUUUUACAGUCAUCGUCGCAGCGCCUACGUCGUUCCCCUCUGGAUUAUUAGGGCUGUUACAUAGUCUAUUUCCACCAGAACCGCCCGCAUCGCCGUUAGCACCAGCUUCAUGGCCACAGUCAUCAUCGCCAUCGUCAUCGUCACCGAUUCGUUCCUCGAAAACUCCAGUAUCCAUGCCACUACCAAACAGCCAUCUUACUAUGCGGCCGUCGGUCCAACCUCUUCCAACCCCAUCAAGUAAUGCUAUCUCAACGGACACUACAGCACCACGUCCAGCUCCUACGCCAAGUACAACAUCAAAUGCUCGGCCAACCAUGUCUUCCGCUUCGGUCAAGAAAGGGAUGAAAACUCCAGAUCUGGCUACCAUUUCAACAACCACUGCCGGCCAACACAAGUCAAUGAUGCCGACUAUUCUGGGCUCAGAUGGGGAUGUGGGAGGUGAAACCGGCGGAUGGGGAAUAAUGGAAAAUGCAGAAGAGCAGUGUGUGUGUUCAAAUGAGAGUUUUAAUGUGGCAGAGAUUGCUGGGCUAUGCGCUAGCUGUAUAAGCAUGGUUGCUGAUGCGCAAAAUGAUGUACAGGUUAUCAUGUCGGUCUGUGGCUUCCCGCCGCAACAAUACAGCCCAGCUAAGGACAGCUUGGCGAGCAGCAUCCAUGUCCAGGCCGCUAGGCCGACGUCAGCAAAUGCAAAUGCUGGAGGUGCCAAGUUAAAUGCAGCGUCUCGAUCCAUUUGGGGCGUUGGACUGGCUACUGGCGCUGCGGGCUUCGUAAUUGGUGUGUUAACGAUGCUAUGA